UAUCAGUCCUCCGUCUUUUCUCGUGCCUUCUACUUUAUGUAGCUUCUUCUUCUUCUUCUUCUGUCAAGAAGUACCUCAUUAGGAUCAUCAGCGCCUAAUCGCGGACCGGUCCGUACGCCGUGAUUUGAUACUCCUUCUCUCUCUCUCUCUGUCUCUGAGCUUGUCUGUGUAACAAUGGCGACCGUGAUGCAGAAGAUUAAGGAUAUCGAAGAUGAGAUGGCAAGGACUCAAAAGAACAAAGCUACUGCUCAUCACCUGGGCUUGCUCAAGGCUAAACUUGCAAAGUUAAGAAGAGAACUUCUUACGCCCACCUCAAAAGGAGGUGGUGGAGCUGGUGAAGGUUUUGAUGUUACUAAAAGUGGAGAUGCCAGAGUUGGUUUGGUGGGUUUCCCUUCAGUUGGGAAAUCCACACUGUUGAAUAAAUUAACUGGAACUUUUUCAGAGGUUGCUUCCUAUGAAUUCACAACCUUAACAUGCAUUCCUGGAGUGAUUACGUACCGAGGAGCUAAAAUUCAGCUGUUGGAUCUCCCUGGAAUUAUUGAGGGUGCAAAGGAUGGAAAGGGUAGGGGGAGGCAGGUGAUCAGCACUGCUAGGACAUGCAAUUGCAUUAUAAUCGUUCUUGAUGCAAUAAAGCCAAUAACUCACAAACGUCUAAUAGAAAAGGAGCUUGAAGGAUUUGGCAUAAGGUUGAACAAGGAACCACCUAAUUUGACAUUCAGGAAGAAAGAUAAGGGUGGAAUUAAUUUCACCUCAACAGUUGCCAACACACAUCUAGACCUUGAUACCGUGAAGGCAAUAUGUAGUGAAUACAGGAUUCACAAUGCUGACAUUACUCUUAGGUUUGAUGCAACUGCUGAUGACCUCAUAGAUGUAAUUGAGGGCAGUAGAAUAUAUAUGCCUUGCAUCUAUGCUGUAAAUAAGAUUGAUCAGAUUACACUAGAGGAAUUAGAGAUUUUGGAUAAGCUUCCUCACUACUGUCCAGUCAGUGCCCACCUUGAAUGGAAUCUAGAUGGUUUGCUGGAUAAAGUAUGGGAGUAUCUUAAUUUGACUCGUAUUUACACUAAACCUAAAGGGAUGAAUCCAGACUAUGAAGAUCCUGUAAUCCUGUCAUCCAAGAAGAGAACAGUUGAAGAUUUCUGUGAACGAAUUCAUAAGGAUAUGGUUAAGCAAUUUAAGUAUGCAUUGGUUUGGGGAUCUAGUGCAAAGCACAAACCGCAAAGAGUUGGCAAGGAGCAUGAGCUUGAAGACGAAGAUGUUGUCCAGAUUAUCAAAAAGGUGUGAUUGAAACCAAUAUGAUCUGAAUCCUGUAUCAAACCGGUAUUCCAAUGACUGCAAGAGUGCAUAAAGUUUCAGAGCAUGCUUUGAUAGAAUGCCUUUUAGCUGAAGAGUAGGUGGCAGUUAGACAGCUUGGUAUGUAAAUGAAGCCAUUUUAUGUGGCAAGCUACUUUUUUGUGAUUUUGGCCUUUGCCUGGUCCAUUUUUGUUACCUUAAUAUUAUGUAUGAUUUAGUAAGAGAUUUGGAUAUGUUUACAAAACUAGUCGGAUGAACCUAUAAUGAAGAAAUAAAUAAAUAAUAAAACAGGAACUCGCAUUUUGGAAUUUGCAUCUACUCUUUUUGUUGAAAAGCAUAAUUAUUGUCAACAUGGAACUUCCUACAUUCGUAGAACUUCUGCUUCCAGCAUGCCUUGUGUUAGUGUUUUUUGUCUUUGUUCUGAAUUAGCUGUGGUUUUCCCAAUUUAACUUAAUCAUGCCAAAGGUAAUACAGAAUACACUUUUGAAUAUGCUUGUAUACUCUGCCGAGAUCAACUUUCAGCGCAAUAAACAAUCUUCUAUUUUAAGAAGCAGAACAAUUUUCCUUGAUCAUGCACGAUAAACAUGACCAAUUAUGAUGGUGUUCUGCUGCUUGUGCUAUUUCAGCUUUUAAGUUUCUGCGUACCUUAGGGUUGUAAAUAUAAAUAGGUUCGAACGGUGCAAAUUUGGCUGGUUGGAACUGACUCCCCAAGAAAACAGUUAAAUACAAAAUUGAACUUCAAAAUGUUGCUUUUUUGGUUUUUAAUUGUUAAUUGAGACCCUUUGUUGCAACUAUAUUUUCUUUAAUUUGAGUGAGAAUUUUUGUUAGAUAUUUUUAUUUAUAAAAAAAAAAUAACAAAGAUAACAUUAAAAAGUCAACGUUUUAUUUUAUUUUUUUAAGCCUGAAAAAGAUAUGGCUUCUUAUUCUAAGAGUUCCAGCUCAAUUAGCUUGACCUUGUGUGAACGAACCGAGUUCAACUAAAAACUAAACUUUUUUAUUUUAAAUCAAUCAAACUGAGCUUACAUCGUGCAGGAUAUUCCAUAACUUUAUAAUCAUAAAAUGAUCACUAAAAAAUUUAUAUAAGCCAAACUUAAAAAUUAUAAUAUUCAGUUCGGCUUGGCUGAUUUACAUUCUUCUUUCAUGCUAUUGCAAUGUUGCAAAUUCUUAAGGGAUUUAAUACAUACUUAAAAAGCAAAGGACCCAAGGAAAAAAAGAAAAGAAAAAAAAAAAAUCAGUUGCCACUUGAAACCACCAAUACAUUACAAAC
Messenger RNA from Ziziphus jujuba (common jujube), 2557 nucleotides. RefSeq names its product developmentally-regulated G-protein 3. The record is from RefSeq and is a predicted model, not a curated record. Gene Ontology annotation, biological process: cytoplasmic translation. Gene Ontology annotation, molecular function: GTPase activity; GTP binding. Gene Ontology annotation, cellular component: cytoplasm. The coding region runs from base 175 to 1281 and encodes 368 amino acids. Lineage: Eukaryota; Viridiplantae; Streptophyta; Magnoliopsida; Rosales; Rhamnaceae. The transcript has 10 exons.